GGCGUUGUGCAGAAAGGGUAAGAGCUAGUUUGUGAUGAUGAGACAGAUUGUGUAGAAAGGAACAAUGUUGACGUAUUCGCUGUGUGUACGUUGUAAUCAGCUAGAUAGUCUAUUCGAUCAGGCCGUGUUACUAAUUGAAAGCAAAGCUGCAGUGAUAUGUAAAGAAGACCAUUGAAAACAUGGAGACUGAGUUGAAUGAUAACAGUUCUCCUAAGAAAAGAAGAAGAGGCAGGCCACGGAAGUGUGAUAAAGUGACCAGUUGUUUAACAUCUUCACAAAACAAUUAUACAACACAAGAAAAUAGUGAUGUAAACAAAGUGCUAGACAUAGAUGCAGAAGGAACAAAAUGUAUGGAUGAAACAGUGAGGCAGACUAGAAGAUCUGGAAGACAAGUAAAAGUUCCAACUAGGUACAACAAUUACGUAGUUGAAAGAGAUAAUACUCCAGAAGAUAUCACAAAGAAUAUAAGUGAAGUGUAUGAAUGUGAUGCUUGUUUCAAGACAUUUCUUUCUAAAUGUAGUAUAUACUGCCACCAGUACACUUGUGUAGCGGAAAAAGAGCUUUCUUGUGAUAUAUGUCAAGAAACGCUUCACUCAUACAAAGAUUUGAGGACACAUAGGAAAACUCACCGUUAUUAUUCUUGUGAUUUUUGUAAGCAGGAGUUUAAGAAUAUUGCUGAGUACCGGGUUCAUAGCAGGUGGCAUUCGUUGCAAACAAUUGAAUGUAACAUCUGUCAUAGGAGAUUUUUAAGGAUGAAGGCACUUAAGGAGCACAUGGUACAGGAACAUGAUCGACCAAUGGAAAUGUACACAUGCCCAAUGUGUCAGAAAACAUUCGCUUUGUUAGAUUAUUUAAAAGAGCAUCAGAAAACACACGAGGGUGAAGAUGGAUAUACAAUGGAGUAUAUUGUGAAGCCACUUGUGAAAGAUACAACUAAACGAAACACUUGUGCUCAAGAUAAGCCUGGUAAAACACAACAAUUUGUUAAGAAAACUCUUGAGCCCCAAGAGAUAAGAAAUAAGGAAAGAGAUAAUGAAGCUGUACCAUUGAACUUAAAUAAACCAAUGGCCUCAUCUGAAAAAAAUGUGAAGAGAGUUAGAAGACCAAUGAAAGCAAGCAGUCAUGUGGUUGUUCAUGUCCAUGUGCAACCAGAUGAGGAAGAGGGGCAAAAGAUUGUCACCACAUGUCAAGAAGAACAGGUUACAGCAGAGAAUACACAGCAGCUUAAGCAGCAACAAGAGACAACUGCAGAGGCCAUAUUUUCACUAAUGGGUGGCCAACUGCCAGAAGGAUGUAUGGUUGUGCUUGCAGAGUCAGAAGAGCCUGUCAAUGAAUUUGAAAGAGAAGCUACUACUGCAGCAAUAGAAUUAAUCCAACAAGAACAACAGAAUGGCAACAUUGCCAGCAGCCAAGAUUUAGCUGAUGGUGGCAACAAGGAAACACCUGCGUUGAUAGAAAGUACUUACAGUUCAGCUAUUGAAGAGGUACAAACUGGUGUUGAGAGCCAACUGGAAGCACAAGGAGAUGAACAAACACAGCAAUUGGUUGUUAAUGAAGAGGUAGUAGACCAAGAACAGAACCAACAAAUACACCAAAGUGGACAAACAGAUCAAAUUAGUAGGACUGAGCAGACUAUGUCACAAAAUGCUCAUGAGAUUUUGGAAGGGAACCAAAUUAUUCUACCUGAUGGACAGACUAUUGUGGUUGAACAAGAGAAUAACUUGGUACCAGGACAAAAAAUUUAUCUACAACAUAUUGAAACAUUUUCAGAUCAAGAACACGGUCAGGUCAGCAGUCAGCAAAUAAUAAUGCAGGGCCAACUUGUUGAGCAGGGUCAUUCAGUAAUAUUAAAUAAUCAAGAGAAUGUCAUAGAUGGUCAACACACAGUGUUGGUCCAAGAAGGGCCUGAUGGUCACCAGCAUACCAUGUUUGUCCAGGAAGGGCCAGGUGGCCACCAUCAGCAUGUGCUUCUUCAGACAGCUGAAGAUUGUGUUGCUAUUGGUAGCAACGAACACCAUGUGAUAGUGCAGGAAGAUGGCGAUAUUGUUAGCAGUAACCAGCAUGUAAUAAUGCAAUCUGGAGAUGGUACUACGCUAUUGUUAGAGGGUGAUUGUUCUGUUGGCGAUAGUAUCAUAGUUGCAGCGAUGCAACAUGUAUAAGAAAUUAGGCUGUUGCAGAUAAUGAGACGCCAUGAAUUUUUUUAAUGCAUAUUCAUGAAGCCUAUCAAAAAUUCUCAUUUAAAUGGCAGUCAUAUGUGAUGUGACCUGUUUUCAUAUAAUUUGUUUGGUUAAGCAAACUUACUAUGCAUCCCCUUUUAAAGCCCCUUAUAAUUUCAAUUGGACAUACAAUUAAAUAAUGUUUUGUUUACCUUAUAUAGCGCAUAUUGCACAUUGUAUCUGUACACAAUAGCUGUAUUCGACUGGUCAUUCUUCCUUAAACCACGCUUAACAAAGACGACCAGUCAAAUAGAAAACUGGUAAAUACUCGACAAAACAAAAUGGCUGCAUAGUUACCACGAUGCACACUGCGUAAUCAAGGUUGCUUCAGCUUGUGGCAGUAUGGGUUUUUCGUAAGAAAAAAAAAAUUCAUCCAGUUUUUGAAUUAUUUUUUGACUUCAUGUGGGUAAAUGUUAUAAUUUUUAUUUUCUGAAAUUUAACCUAAAUUAUGUUAACGCAAACUCUGUUGAUAAACUGACCAAUCAGCCAUGUUUGUUUUGGUCAUGUGGAUAACUUAGCGCUGAUUAACGCACUGUGAUUUACGUUAAUUUUCAUUGUUCAACGAAGUCUAUUUUACAAACUAGUCAAAUUAAAAUAUUACUCAACGGAAAAUCAUAGUCAACGAAAUGAACCAGUCGAAUAAGCCCAAUGUGUUCAUUCACUAACAGAAUAAAAUUUAUGUGCAUUCAAGCCAUGAUCAAUGUGAUGUGAUAAUGGGCUUGAGCAUUUUUAUGGUUUUACCCUUGACAGACAUACACAGUUGAAACUAUAAGAGGGCGUAUUGUCUAUUGUAUUAUAUACUGUAUGCUUACUGAAAUAUACACAUUUCCUGACUGAAUAAUGCAGUCAUGUGAUCAUUAUUGUGUAUAAGAUGAUAAACCCCCAGUAAGAUUAUUCAGAGCAAAGGAAAAAAAAUGGUUUUUGUUUUAAUUUCCAAUGAUACACUGUACUGUAGAAUGAUCGUUUCCUGUGUGUAACAUCUUUGCACUGUAUUGUAUCAUUUAAAUAUUUUUAUAAAUGUGUAAAAUAUAUAAUUAUAUUUUGUUUGUUCAUAUCAUAGGUUUCAUCUUUGAAUUACUUGGCAUGGUCUCAGCUCCAGAGUUUGUGUAGAUAUCCAACAUGCCUUGCAUAUUUAAAGAAAUUUAUUAAUGAAUUUUAUACAAUCUUUUUUUUAAAUUUUAAUUAUCCUGUAUGGAUUAAAACAACACAAAUCACCUUGGUAUAUUAAUCAGUAGCUAAAAUGUUUGAAGAACUAUCAAAUACUAAUAGACAUAUUUGAUUCUUCUGGUGAAAACUGGAUAGAAAAUUGUAUUUUUGUAUGUUUUAUGGAGUAAGCCUGAUGUAAGUAUUCUGCUGCUUGUUUAUGGGAGGAUGGGAAGCUCUCCAAAUUCAACAGAAGUCAGUCAGGGUCCUUGGUAAUAUUAAUGUACAUCUUAGUUCCUAGUGAUUACAUUAUAGUUUGUGGCAUCCAGUCUCAAAACCACUGAAGUACAUACAGCCCAAAUCCUUGCACUUUUUCUUUAGUUCUAAUGAAAA
This is a messenger RNA of Anneissia japonica, 3752 nucleotides long. Its product is annotated as zinc finger and BTB domain-containing protein 24-like. The transcript is spliced from 2 exons. NCBI's taxonomy places the organism in Eukaryota, Metazoa, Echinodermata, Crinoidea, Comatulida, Comatulidae. The record is from RefSeq and is a predicted model, not a curated record. Gene Ontology annotation, biological process: regulation of DNA-templated transcription. Gene Ontology annotation, molecular function: DNA-binding transcription factor activity, RNA polymerase II-specific; RNA polymerase II cis-regulatory region sequence-specific DNA binding. The coding region runs from base 180 to 2159 and encodes 659 amino acids.